Molecule: messenger RNA, 2274 nt
Organism: Trichosurus vulpecula (common brushtail)
Lineage: Eukaryota; Metazoa; Chordata; Mammalia; Diprotodontia; Phalangeridae
Gene: GRN
Product: granulin precursor
Exons: 13
Coding region: 91-1848 (585 amino acids)
Biological process (GO): regulation of inflammatory response
Cellular component (GO): extracellular region
Source: RefSeq, a predicted model, not a curated record
GGGCGGGGCCUCCAAAUCUGGCCGGGGUGCCGUAGGAGUGUUGCGGCCCCGCAGUUUGUGGCCCUGGGCAGUGAGGGUGCACUCAGGUGGAUGAUGUGGAAGCUGCUGAGCCAGCUGUCCCUGGUGAUAGGGCUGGUGGCUGGGAUUCGAUGUCCUGAUGGGCAGGUGUGUUCUAAGGCCUGCUGCAGGCAGCCAGAAAGAACCGGCUACCGUUGCUGUGAUUCGUCUUGGGAUUCACAGCCAUCCAUACCUGUAGCAAAGAAUGUACACCAGGGCGUCAUGUGCCAGGGUGAUUCCCAUUGCCCAGUUGGAUUCUCCUGCCUCUUUACUCCUUUGGGGAACUACAGCUGCUGCCCCUACGCAGAGGCGGUGGUUUGUGGUAAUGGGCACCACUGCUGUCCUCGUGGCUUCCACUGCAGCCUGGAUGGUCAUUCCUGCUUUAAGGUACAAGGUGCCGGUUCCAGAGCGGUGAAAUGCCCAGACAGCCGGUAUGAGUGCCCCAAUGAAUCUACCUGCUGCAUGAUGCCAGAUGGCUCCUGGGGCUGUUGCCCCAUGCCCCAGGCUUCUUGCUGUGAAGACAAAGUUCACUGCUGCCCCCAAGGCACCUCCUGUGAUGUGGCUCAUUCCCGCUGCCUCACAUCUGGUGGUGGCACCUACCCAUUGGCACAAAAAAACCCUGCUAAAAAGAUUCAGCAAGAAAAGGAAGUGAUGAUGGUCACCAAAGUGAUUUGCCCAGAUGCCCGUUCCCAGUGCGCUGAGGGCACCACCUGCUGCAAGCUGUCUAGCGGAUCAUAUGGCUGCUGCCCGCUGCCAAAUGCCGUCUGUUGCCCAGACCACCUGCACUGCUGCCCCGAAGGCACUGUGUGCGACUUGCAGAUGAGUAAAUGCCUCUCCAAAAAGGGGGAACCCACUGACUUUGUUACCAAGCUGCCUGCAGAAACAGUGCAGGAGGUAAAAUGUGAUGGAGAAAUGAGCUGCCCAGAUGGUAAUACCUGCUGCCGCCUGCAGUCCGGAAGCUGGGGAUGUUGCCCAUUUCCUGAGGCCGUGUGCUGUGAGGACCACAUCCACUGCUGCCCCCAUGGCUACACGUGUGACACGGAGGCUGGCCAGUGUAAACAGGGGGCCCACAAUACACCGUUGUUGGGGAGCACCGUGACUUUCCUCGCAGCUGUGGGUGACAUCCCCUGUGAUAACACCACCAGUUGCCCCGACAAGACUACCUGCUGCCUCCUGGAAACAGGGGCGUGGGGCUGCUGCCCUGCCCCACAGGCUGUGUGCUGUCCUGAUCGAAAGCACUGCUGCCCCCACGGCUACAUCUGUGACCCAGAGGGGGAGUGUAAGACUGAGCAUCACGUAAUGCCCUGGCUGCAGAAGAUGCCGGCUCACCCAAAUUUGGUCUCUACCUCUGUGGAUUGUGACCAGCACACCAGGUGCCCAGAUGGACAGACCUGCUGUCCCAGCAUUCGAGGGGGCUGGGCCUGCUGCCAACUGCCCCACGCUGUGUGCUGUGAGGAUCGGGAGCACUGCUGCCCAUCAGGCUACACCUGCAAUGUGAAGGCCAGGUCCUGUGAAAAACAAGGCUCGGUCCAGGCCCCCACUUCCUCUGUGCCCCUCACGCUGGGGACCGAUGAGGGAGAUGUGCAGUGUGAGGGCAGGCACCAUUGCCACAGCUACCAGACCUGCUGCCGGAGCAACACGGGGGGCUGGGCAUGCUGCCCGCUAUACCAGGGUGAAUGCUGUGCCGAUGGUCUACACUGCUGCCCCAAUGGCUUCCGCUGUGCGGCCAAGGGCACCAGGUGUACCCGAAGGAAGAAGCUUCGGUGGGAUAACCUCUGGAUGCUGCUCUGAGUGGGAUGGGACCCUGGGGCUCACCAUUCUCACCCAAGUGCCCCACCCUGGCCUUUAGGAUGCUGCUGGUGGAGUACAUUGCUCAGGCCUCCUCAGUUGUGGCUCCCCCCACACUGGGUCUUCUCAAGCCCUUCCUCUCCAGCUUCCACAUUGUCAUGGUCAUUAAACUCCCUGGGAGGAAUGCCAGUCCACCUCCUUUUCCCCUCAGAUCACAGCCUCAGCCCCUGGGGGGUUGGGGUGGGCAGCGCAGAGGCAAGGGGGAAGCCUCUAUCGCCAGGAUUCUCCAUGACUGUUCAUCAUCUUGGUUUGGGGUAAGCUCCCCCUUAAUUCUGGGGGUUCUGUUUGUCCAACUGCUCUUUCCUCCUGUACCCAAGGGGAUGUUUGAAAGGGGACGAUGCUACAAUAAAAUUUAUACAAUUUGUUAAA